AUGGAAGAGCUGUUCAACUCCCCAAACCAGGCCUUCUGGGAGGAGCGAAUAAAGAAGGAGGUGGUUGCUCGGACCACCUGGAAUAUCCGCUAUGGCCAUAAGUACCUGAAAGAGGGGUCAAGGACCAGGAAGCAGUCCUGGCAGGCCCCCUGUGGGUCAGUCUUAAAAGCAGGCCCAGUGCCUGCCACUGGCUUCCCUGUCAGAAAAGAGGCACAGGCUGGGUGGCUAGAGACCAAGGGGGUCCAGGACCAGCUAUUCAAGGCUGGAGGUGUCCAGGGAGACCGAGUGAGGCAGGCCAGGGGAGCCCAAGGUAGGCCAGAGGACUUAGAAAUGAGGCGUCCCAGCCCAGCCACUCUGAAUCUGCUCUUCCAAGGCAUCUCCCAUGAUGGCCAGGGCCGGACCCUGUACCUCAAGGAGAGGAAUCGACUGAUGCCAGAGGAGAAGUACAAGUACCCAAUCGUGUCUUCCUGGGAGUAUGGCUGGCAUGUGGGAGAUGCCAUGAAGAACUACACGACUCCAGCUCAUGCCAAAACUCAUCCCAUCACAGAUUCAUUUUACAUCAAAAAUGGCAUUUUCAAUAUUCCACGGCGAUCAGAUGACCUCAUGUGAACUUGGUUUGGAAAGGGCCCUCUUGGCUCCUUUUUCCUAUGAUCCAUCUGGACUAGCCAGGUGGGCCAGCCCUACCUCACUCCGUGUUCUGCUGAGCCCUGCUUCCUUGGCUGAGAGUGACAUGAAGAGGUGAUCACAGGCAUACACCUCUGGGGUGUACUGUUGGCCUAUGUUGGGGUUCCUGUCUACACACGGACAACUCCACUCCUUACAAAGCUGCCCCCACCCUGCCAUCCAUCACUAGCAAUGUUGCUCCUUUUCCUGGGGAAG
Messenger RNA from Onychomys torridus (southern grasshopper mouse), 879 nucleotides. RefSeq names its product protein ATP6V1FNB. The transcript has 2 exons. The record is from RefSeq and is a predicted model, not a curated record. Bases 1 to 609 code for a protein of 202 amino acids. Lineage: Eukaryota; Metazoa; Chordata; Mammalia; Rodentia; Cricetidae.